Molecule: messenger RNA, 2170 nt
Organism: Lucilia sericata (common green bottle fly)
Lineage: Eukaryota; Metazoa; Arthropoda; Insecta; Diptera; Calliphoridae
Product: DNA-directed RNA polymerase III subunit RPC1-like
Exons: 7
Coding region: 1-2103 (700 amino acids)
Biological process (GO): DNA-templated transcription
Molecular function (GO): DNA-directed RNA polymerase activity; DNA binding
Source: RefSeq, a predicted model, not a curated record
AUGGUGUAUUUUUAUCAAAUCGCUUCAUAUUUCAUACAAAAUCGUGGUUUCUCUUUUGGCAUUAGUGAUGUAACACCCAGUGCCCGUUUGUUAGAGGAAAAACAAAAACUUUUGGAAAAAGGUUAUGCCAAAUGUGAUGAAUAUAUUUUGGAAAUGAAAAAGGGCACCCUACAAUGUCAACCGGGUUGUACGCCUGAACAGACUUUGGAAGCUGUUAUGUUGCGUGAACUAUCCACUAUACGUGAACAGGCAGCGAAAGUAUGUUUCCGUGAAUUACAUCCGACAAAUAGUGCUUUAAUAAUGGCUUUAUCCGGCUCAAAAGGUUCCAAUAUUAAUAUAUCCCAAAUGAUUGCUUGUGUAGGACAACAGGCUAUUAAUGGCAAACGUGUACCGAAUGGUUUUGAAAAUCGUGCUCUACCACAUUUUGAGAAGUUUUCCGCCAUACCCGCCGCCAGAGGUUUCGUGCAAAAUAGUUUCUUUUCGGGUUUAACACCCACCGAAUUCUUUUUCCACACCAUGGCCGGCAGAGAAGGUCUAGUAGAUACUGCUGUUAAAACCGCAGAAACUGGCUAUUUGCAAAGACGUUUGGUUAAGUGCUUGGAAGAUUUGGUGGUCCACUAUGAUGGCUCUGUGCGCAACGCUAUUGGUGAAAUUGUUGAACUUAUUUACGGUGGUGAUGGUUUAGACCCGGUCUUUAUGGAGGUUAAAAACAAACCCGUUGAUAUGGUUAGACAAUUGAAUCAUUUAAGAGCUGUACAUCCCUUCCGCGAAGAAGAACCUAUACCGGCCUCUGAUAUUGUUAAUAAAACCCAAGAAAUUUUAAAGGAGGAAGAGUUCACAAUGAGUCGUAAAGAUUUCCAAAAUGAAGUGGUCAACUUCAUCGAAAAAGUGGCCGAAAAAAUCACCAAAGUUCAGGAAAAAUACCGUCAACAUCCGAAAUUGGGACAUGAAAUCGAACGUCUUUCCGAAGGACAAAUACGCACCUUUAUGCGUUGGGUCAAUGAUAAAUACAAUAGAGCUGUCACUGAACCCGGUACAGCAGUGGGUGCUGUAGCGGCUCAAAGUAUUGGUGAGCCCGGCACUCAGAUGACACUGAAAACUUUCCAUUUUGCUGGUGUAGCUUCCAUGAACAUUACACAGGGUGUGCCACGUAUUGUGGAAAUUAUCAAUGCAACUAAAACCAUAUCUACACCGGUAAUAACAGCAGAAAUUGUUAAUAAUACAAGUAUGGAAUAUGCCCGCAAAGUAAAGUCACGCAUAGAGAAAACAACUUUGGGAGAGAUUUCCUCUUAUAUAGAGGAGGUUUACAAGCCGGAUGAUUGUUAUUUGGUGGUGCGUUUAGAUUUGAAUCGUAUUAAAGUUUUGGGCUUGGAAAUUAAUGCGGAAACUAUAAGAUAUUCUAUAUGCACUUCAAAAUUACGCAUUAAACCGGCGUUGGUGGAUAUAAUGGGUUCCUCCAUUAUAAUAGUGCGUAUAGACAGUUCCAAACAUGGUGCUGCCUUAAACGCGGAACUGCAACGUCUCUCUUCUGCCAUACAAAAUGUGGUCGUAGCCGGUUUGCCUCAUAUUUCGCGAGCUGUUAUAGCCAUUGAUGAUUCCCGCCUGCCUGCCACCUAUAAAUUGUGUAUAGAAGGUGCCGGCCUUAGAGAUGUUAUGGCCACCUAUGGUGUGGUGGGCACUAAGACUAAAAGUAAUAAUAUUUGGGAAGUAUACAAUACACUGGGUAUUGAGGCGGCACGAACCACCAUUAUGACAGAAAUUACCGAUGUUAUGGAGGGUCAUGGUAUGAGUGUGGAUCAGAGACAUAUUAUGUUACUGGCUAGUCAAAUGACUUCUCGUGGCGAAGUGUUGGGUAUAACACGUCAUGGUUUGGCUAAAAUGCGUGAAAGUGUUUUCAAUUUGGCUUCGUUUGAAAAAACUUCAGAUCAUUUAUUCGAUGCUGCCUAUUUUGGUCAAACGGAUGCGGUGGAUGGUGUUUCGGAACGCAUUAUUUUGGGUAUGCCUGCUGCUAUAGGCACAGGUCUCUUUAAAUUGAUACACAAUCAUGAGGACACUGAAUUACCGGAAAUUGAGGCACCGAUAUUUUCUUCGGUGGCGGCCUAAAUUUAAAUUUGUUUUCUUAAGUUAAGUUUUUAUUAAACAGAAAUAAAAAUAAACAAAUGUUUUUAAA